GAAAGAGAGGAAGGAAAACAGGAAUCACUUCUGAGAUCCAGUAACUGGCUUUAGAAAAGGCAGAGGAAAAUGGAAAUAAAAGAGGGGAGACCCCAAAAUGAAUCCUCUCUUUUCUGUGUCUUCUCUCUCUGUCUGUCUGUCUCUGUCUCUCUCCCUCCCUCCCUCCUUCCGUCUCUCUUUCUUCUCCCAGUCUCAUCUCCCCUCUCCCUCUGCUCCUUCCUCCUGCCUUAGCAGAACUUAUGUGGCUGGGAUGCGGGGCUCUCGGGUGUCAAAACUUUGAAGAUUAAUGGAUUACUUUGUUAAUGACUGCAGGCGUCAGACUGAGGUGCUUAGAUGAUUUGUGAGGUGCGAGGCGUCUUCCCGACAGUCCCAAACAAUGCGCGGAGUGUGCGGGGGAGUUAGAGGGCAGCCGCCGGCGGGCCCGGCAGCAGGGCUCACACUCGCACACACUCACACACUCACACACACUCCCAAGCGCACACACCAGGUUCUGUGCUGAUCAGGAGGCAGGCAGGCACCCUCGCCCCCACGCACUCCCGGGCAUCCCCACCCACACCCACAUAUAUGUAUUUUUGCCCUGAAAAAAGUGUAAAUAAAGCCUCGCUGGCCCCCAAUGAGGCGUUCCUUCCCGACUUUUUUGGAUCAAUCAAACAGACAGUGGCUUCUUUUGAUUAAAGCCCAAAUUGUCAUUGGGCAGAAGCAAUCAUGUGACAGCCAAUUCGGUCCAAUUUCAACCUUGUCUCCAUGAAUUCAAUAGUUUAAUAGUAGCGCGGUCCCCAUACGGCUGUAAUCAGUGAAUUAGAAAAAAAACACCCCAGCAGCGAUCUUCUAUGAUAGAUUUUUUUUUUCCUCUGCUCUCGCCUUUUUCCCGGGCCUUGCCCCCCCAAAGCCCCUCCAGAAGAGGGAACUUUUUCUCCGAGGGGGCUCCAAGGAGAAGGCCAUGAAUUACGAAUUUGAGCGAGAGAUUGGUUUUAUCAAUAGCCAGCCGUCGCUCGCUGAGUGCCUGACAUCUUUUCCCCCUGUCGCUGAUACAUUUCAAAGUUCAUCAAUCAAGACCUCGACGCUUUCACACUCGACACUGAUUCCUCCUCCUUUUGAGCAGACCAUUCCCAGCCUGAACCCGGGCAGUCACCCUCGCCACGGCGCUGGCGGCCGCCCCAAGCCGAGCCCCGCGGGCAGCCGCGGCAGCCCAGUGCCCGCCGGCGCCCUGCAGCCGCCCGAAUACCCCUGGAUGAAGGAGAAGAAGGCGGCCAAGAAAACCGCGCUGCCGCCCGCCUCGGCCGCCGCCGCCGCCGCCGCCGCCACCGGCCCUGCCUGCCUCAGCCACAAAGAAUCCCUGGAAAUCGCCGAUGGCAGCGGCGGGGGCUCCCGACGCCUGAGAACUGCUUACACCAACACGCAGCUUUUAGAGCUGGAGAAAGAAUUUCAUUUCAACAAGUACCUUUGCAGACCCCGAAGGGUGGAAAUCGCAGCGCUGCUGGAUCUGACUGAGAGACAAGUGAAAGUGUGGUUUCAGAACCGGAGGAUGAAGCACAAGAGGCAGACCCAGUGCAAGGAGAACCACAACAGCGAGGGGAAAUUUAAAAGCCUCGAAGACUCUGAGAAAGUGGAGGAGGACGAGGAAGAGAAGUCGCUCUUUGAGCAAGCCCUGAGCGUCUCCGGGGCCCUUCUGGAGAGGGAAGGUUACACUUUUCAGCAAAAUGCCCUCUCUCAGCAGCAGGCUCCCAAUGGACACAAUGGCGACUCCCAAAGUUUCCCAGUUUCGCCUUUAACCAGCAAUGAGAAAAAUCUGAAACAUUUUCAGCACCAGUCACCCACUGUUUCUAACUGCUUGUCAACAAUGGGCCAGAACUGUGGCUCAGGCCUAAACAAUGACAGUCCCGAGGCCCUCGAGGUCCCCUCUUUGCAGGACUUUAACGUUUUUUCCACAGAUUCCUGCCUGCAGCUUUCAGAUGCAGUCUCGCCCAGUUUGCCAGGUUCCCUCGACAGUCCCGUAGAUAUUUCAGCUGACAGCUUUGACUUUUUUACAGACACACUCACCACAAUCGACUUGCAGCAUCUGAAUUACUAAAAACAUUAAAGCAAAACAAAGCAUCACAAAACAAAAACCCCUUUGACCAGGUGCUUUUGCCUUCUUUUAUUCUGAGAGUUGAUUUUUAUUUUCUUUUCUUCCUGACCUACCCUCUCUCUCCUCUAAAUGUGGAAGAUUUUCUGCUUAGUGAUUCUCCUGGUCCAGUUUCAGAGCCAUCCUUUACAGAUUAUUUUGGAGUUUCAGUUGUUCUAAAUCUAAUCCAACACCCCUCUAUGUGAUUUCCUGAAAGCAAUAUAUGAGGCCUGCAAGAAAGUGAUCAUAUAAUUGUAUCUUCACUUUCUUUUUAUUUUUGUAUUACAUUAGGAUGCAUUGUCAUGAGUAUUUUUGGUAGAAUAAAUUCUCCUUUGCUAUAAGUAGCUUUCUUAUUUUUUCUCCCCCCUCUUUCUCAAGGCUCAUAACGGUUUCUUUUUCUUCUUUUAGUCUAACUUGGUAAAUAAAAUUCUGGUCACAAUUCA
Messenger RNA from Prionailurus viverrinus (fishing cat), 2547 nucleotides. RefSeq names its product homeobox A2 (gene HOXA2). The record is from RefSeq and is a predicted model, not a curated record. Gene Ontology annotation, molecular function: DNA binding; DNA-binding transcription factor activity, RNA polymerase II-specific. NCBI's taxonomy places the organism in Eukaryota, Metazoa, Chordata, Mammalia, Carnivora, Felidae. The transcript has 2 exons. Gene Ontology annotation, biological process: regulation of DNA-templated transcription. Bases 941 to 2071 code for a protein of 376 amino acids.